AUGAUGGUUUCAUAUAAUACUGACAAAGAGAUAAUAGAGCUGAUAGAUAAUUUUUUUGUCAAAACGACUUCUCUAAUCUGUGCGGCAAAAUCGACUAAAUAUCAAACAUCAAGCGAUCUGCCGUCUGAAUUCGAUGAAGAAUGGCUUUUAUCAGAGACGGAUGCAGAUCUUGAGUUACCAGAGAUUAUCCGUCAGUGGUCACAAUUCGACGGAGAGAAGGAUCUUCCUCCCCUAGUGAUCGAAACAUACCUCGAUUUAAGGCAAGUGGGGCCUUCACAAUGGGUCACAUUAAGAGAUGAAGACGGAAACAUGUGGAACGUUUGCAAAGGUACAAAAAAGUCGGAGAUUGUUCUGGAGAGAUGGUUGAUAGAAUUAGAUAAAAGUUCUGCUUCUUUCAAGGGCCAUAAGCCGACGGUGGAGGAUUCCACUGGUCUUUCGAGCCAAUUGAUCCUAUUGUUUCGUUACUUGUACACUCUCAUUCAAUUGCUACCAGCGAACGAUCUUCACGUCAAUCUUUCUAAACUUUCAGAGAUUCAGGGCUCUAUGCCGGCCCUGCAAAUAUCUACAAGAGUCUUAGAUGGAUCAAAACCUAUCUUAUCUAAAGGGAGGAUUGGAUUGAGUAAGCCGAUAAUAAGUACUUACUCUAAUGUGAUCAAUGAAUCAAACGUACCUUCACACUUGGAACAAAGAAAGAUAACGUCUGUUUGGACAAAAUUUGGGUUAUUGAGAAUAUCUGUCUCAUAUAGGCAUGACUGCCAUUUUGAGCUACAUGACACUGAAGAAGACUACACAAGCAAUCAGUAUAUCCCUGAAGCAAUGGUUAAAAGAUUGGCUUCGAAUCGCUCGCCAUCAUUGUCCCCUCAAGCACAUGCUGGAUCACUAAGUUCCAUGGAUCGUCCUUCCUCACAACGAAGACCAGUUGCCAUAUCAAGGCAACUGCAGAUGUUCAAAGUAGGGUCAGUAGGUAGCGUACCGACAUUUCAAAGUCAGACACUAACUCGGAAUCCAUCCAGCUCCUCGUCUGUAGUUGCUAAUCUACAAGCUCAGAGAACAAACAACAGCCCAAUACCUACUAAUCCCACUUUGCAAUCUCAAGAAAUGCAUGUGGAAGGUACCAGUGUUGGGAGUGCUUCGAAAUACUCAUCAUCUUUUGGAAGGAUUCGACGCCAUUCUAGUACGAAACAAACAGAGCAUACCGAAAGGCUAGCAAAAUCCAGCAAACAGCCCGAGGAUCAAUCAGACACGUUAUUGGACUUUGUCAAGCUAAUAGACGAAAAGCCAGAAUUGAAGUUCAACAAGAAUAGAUCUGUGACGGUCGACAUUUCUAACUCACUAAUGAAAUUUCAAAGUCUGAAACCAACUAACGACUUUAUUAGUGAGAACUUGAGUCUCAGUACAUCAAUGGAUCCCUCUCAUGCAUCGCAAAGGCGCCGUUCAAGUUCACAUUCGCCUAUGCCCUCAUUUUCACCUGCCGUCAACUAUCCAUCGAUUCCAUCUAGGUUAUCACAAGCAGAUCUGAAUGAAGACGCGGGUGAUAAUCGGAGGAGUUCAACCGAGACUCACAGGCCAAGUGGUGUUUCAUUCCAUGGAAGUAGUGUUUCGAGCCAGCGACAAAGCCUUGGGUCUAAAGGCAGCUUCCAAUAUAACGCGAGUCCUCAAGAUGUCAAUGCGUCAAAUGAUAAUGAAGACGACGACGAAGAUGAUCUUCUGAUGCAUCAAACAGUCCUAGGCAAAUCUGGACUAAAAAAUUACACUUCGCCAAUGUCAAUGGAAAGUGUGGCUUCCUCAAUACCCAAAAACCGCUUAUCAAUUCCUCAACCAUCGCAGUAUUCUCAACCAACUACGAUUGCGGUGCCUGCUUAUGCUAAGCUACAUAGGCCUGGAAUGGAGCGCACGGAGUCGCAGGCUACUGGAAAGAGGAGAAAUUCUGAAGGGGUACUCGGAGGUGAAGAAGAAGAGGAUGAAGAUCUGCUAUUUUUUAUGAGUGACAUGAACCUUUCUAAGAUGUGA
This is a messenger RNA of Torulaspora delbrueckii, 2010 nucleotides long. RefSeq names its product serine/threonine protein kinase regulatory subunit ATG13 (gene ATG13). Bases 1 to 2010 code for a protein of 669 amino acids. Lineage: Eukaryota; Fungi; Ascomycota; Saccharomycetes; Saccharomycetales; Saccharomycetaceae. Gene Ontology annotation, biological process: piecemeal microautophagy of the nucleus; autophagosome assembly; mitophagy. The record is from RefSeq and is a predicted model, not a curated record. The transcript has a single exon. Gene Ontology annotation, cellular component: phagophore assembly site; cytosol; Atg1/ULK1 kinase complex.